GUGGAAUCUGUUUUGGCAAUUGGCAGGCACCGUUGUGAACUGAGAAUAGAAAGAGAGAAAAGGAAAGCAAGAUUUAGCGAUUAGCGUGUCAUCGCCACUGUCGAUUCCGAUUCCUUCAUAGCCGCCACCGCUGCAUGCACCUCUCCUUUCCCAGAUCUACUCCUUUUCAACCCUAACCCUAACAAAUACAAUCAUUCCGUCUAGGGUUCGCUUCACCAAUUCGUUUCUUCCCUGACAUGAAUUCGGCUCCGUUGGCCCAUUUUCGCUGACGGAAUUUCGAAAUGGUUCCACUCUUGCUGUACAUCAUCGCUUUCUUCUGCACCUGCGGAGCUAUUGCCUUGGCCUUGCUGCACAUUUACAGGCACCUCCUUAAUUACACCGAACCCACCUAUCAACGCUUCAUUGUUCGGAUCGUUUUUAUGGUCCCGGUUUAUGCGUUGAUGUCAUUCUUGUCCCUUGUUCUACCAGAGUGUUCAAUCUAUUUUAAUUCAAUCCGGGAAAUCUAUGAAGCUUGGGUUAUUUAUAAUUUCUUAUCGCUGUGUCUCGAAUGGGUUGGUGGUCCUGGAGCAGUGGUCCUAAGUUUAAGCGGACGGAUUCUGAAGCCAUCAUUGUUUCUAAUGACUUGUUGCUUACCUCCUCUAGCGCUUGAUGGACGUUUCAUACGUAAAUGCAAGCAAGGGUGUUUGCAGUUUGUGAUUUUGAAGCCCAUUUUAGUCGUUGUUACACUUAUACUUUAUGCGAAGGGGAAAUAUAAGGAUGGGAAUUUCAGUCCAAAGCAAUCAUACUUGUAUCUUACAAUCAUCUAUACGUUCUCGUACACAAUGGCUCUCUAUGCUCUUGCCUUGUUUUAUGUGGCAUGCAAGGAUCUGCUUCAACCAUUCAAUCCAGUUCCGAAGUUUAUUAUAAUAAAAUCUGUUGUAUUCCUAACUUAUUGGCAGGGUGUCUUGGUAUUCCUUGCUGCAAAGUCGGAAUUAGUCAAGGAUGCAGAUGAAGCUGCUCUACUUCAAGAUUUUUUUAUUUGCGUUGAGAUGCUACUUGCUGCUGUUGGCCACUUCUAUGCAUUUCCAUACAAGGAAUAUGCCGGGGCUAACAUUGGUGUAUCCCGUGGGUUUUCAGCUAGCCUUGCUCAUGCUUUGAAGUUAAAUGACUUUUACCAUGAUACCGUCCACCAGUUUGCACCAACAUACCAUGAUUAUGUUCUCUACAACCAUGGUGAAGGUGAAGAGGGAACUAGGAAGUAUAGGUCACGGACUUUUGUUCCAAUUGGCCCAGAGAUGGAGAACGUGAGAAGAAACAAGCAUUUGUUUGGAAACAAGGUGGAUGACAUACAGCUCUCAAGUUUUUCCUCUAGCAGUAGCACUCCCUCAAAUUCUGGCCCCAUCUCUGAUAUUUCACAUUCUGGUGGUAUGAAAUCUUCCUUACUCGUGGAUGUGUCAAAUUCUUUAUCUGUGCCAUACGAUAUGACACUUAUCGACUUGGAUUCAUCCAAUUAUCCUGAAAAAGUCCCAGCAGCUGAUAAAGUUGGUACUAGGUAAUCAAGAGGAACAUUCAGAGCCAAUUUAGUGGGAAAAUUGUCAUUUUUGAAGAGAGAAGAGAGUAUUAGGGGCAUUCCUACAUCUUUUCUCUUCUAGGAGAGAAUUAUGAGCGGAGUGUGGUUUGUUUGAUUCCAUGAAUGCGUGUAAGCUGGUCUGGCGCUAAUAUCCGUGUCAAUGUUGCUUAAAAGCCCUAUCUCUCCCAACCAAACCAAUGCUUGAUAAUUGGUCAUCAGUCUUCAUGUUGUAAUUGUCUUCACUGAUUGUGUAUCGUGUGCACGUCGUAGAUACAGAAAUGGUUGGCUUCAAACACGGCAUAUACUGAUUACUGAGUGAAUUUGGAUUAGAGCUAAAUUAACUAAUUGAUCUAUGUUCUUUUCUCCUUUGCACCUGGAACUUACCUAUCACUGUAAGAUUUAAUAGAAUGACUGCCAUCAUUUUUACCUUUAUAAAAUUUGAUGUAUAGGUUUUUACUCCAAAGUUUCUGGUUCUGGAGUGUCUCGUAACUCUUCCAGAUCCAUUAAAGCUGAAUACUCAUGUAUCACGUGAUCCGAUCUUUCAUUUUCCAAGGACAAAUGUUUAUUAUUGCCGAGUCAAAGGCCACAAGUAACUGAAACCUUGUACUACGAUUUUGCUUAAUUUCAUAUCAUGCAAGUUCAAUUAU
Molecule: messenger RNA, 2196 nt
Organism: Cajanus cajan (pigeon pea)
Lineage: Eukaryota; Viridiplantae; Streptophyta; Magnoliopsida; Fabales; Fabaceae
Source: RefSeq, a predicted model, not a curated record